Molecule: messenger RNA, 1143 nt
Organism: Drosophila busckii
Lineage: Eukaryota; Metazoa; Arthropoda; Insecta; Diptera; Drosophilidae
Product: serine/threonine-protein phosphatase alpha-2 isoform
Exons: 1
Coding region: 89-1036 (315 amino acids)
Cellular component (GO): nucleus; cytoplasm
Molecular function (GO): protein serine/threonine phosphatase activity
Source: RefSeq, a predicted model, not a curated record
CGGAAACGAUGCUACGCUUUCAAAUGUAUCACAGUCUCAACGUUUUAAACACUCAACAAAUUCUUUUAUUAUUGGCACUGAACUUGAAAUGUCGCAUUCGCAGCGCAACUCGCUUGCGAGUGAACCAGCAAACAUUGAUCAGAUUAUAUUGCGGCUUAUCGAUGUGCGUCGCGUUAAGCAGCUGCAUCUAUCGGAGACGGACAUACGCCUACUUUGCACGCGCUGCCGUGAGGUAUUCAUGGCCCAGCCCAUGCUGCUGGAGUUGGGUGCGCCGGUCAAGAUCUGCGGUGAUUUGCAUGGACAGUUUCUGGACUUGCUGAGAAUGUUCGACUACGGCGGCUAUCCGCCUGCCUCCAACUAUCUGUUCCUGGGCGAUUAUGUGGAUCGGGGCAAGCAAUCCAUUGAGACGCUCUGUCUGCUGCUUGCCUACAAGAUAAAGUUUCCGCAAAAUUUCUUUGUGUUGCGCGGCAAUCACGAGAGUGCGGGCAUCAAUCGCAUCUAUGGCUUCUACGAUGAGUGCAAGCGCCGCUAUACCAUCAAACUGUGGCGCACUUUUAUCGAUUGCUACAACUGCAUGCCCGUGGCCGCGAUCGUGGAUGAGAAGAUCUUCUGUUGCCACGGCGGACUCAGUCCGGAUCUGACUUCCAUGGCACAAAUUACCAAAUUGCCACGUCCCUGCGAGGUGCCGGACAAGGGUCUGCUCUGCGAUUUGCUCUGGUCCGAUCCGGACUCAAAGAUUAUGGGUUGGGGGGAAAACGAUCGCGGCGUCAGCGUUACCUUCGGAGCGGAUACGGUGGGCAAAUUUGUCCAUCGCUUCAAAUUCGAUUUGGUUUGUCGAGCCCAUCAGGUGGUCGAGGAUGGUUACGAGUUCUUUGCAAAGCGACAACUCAUCACCAUCUUUUCCGCACCAAACUAUUGCGGAGAGUUCGACAAUGCCGGCGCUAUGAUGUCCGUGGAUGAGACGCUAAUGUGCUCAUUCUUCGUCCUCAAGCCGACCAAGAAAUUUGGUAUGCGAAAAGUCCAAUCAAAGAUUUAAUAUGCCACUUCUGACGACCAGUAAAUUGUAUGGUUUUAUAAAUAUUUGGUAUGGUGUAAACAAAGAAGAAAAUAAUAAUGAUUUUAUUUUAUAGAGAACUUGAGAAU